Molecule: messenger RNA, 6007 nt
Organism: Symphalangus syndactylus (siamang)
Lineage: Eukaryota; Metazoa; Chordata; Mammalia; Primates; Hylobatidae
Gene: TIA1
Product: TIA1 cytotoxic granule associated RNA binding protein
Molecular function (GO): RNA binding
Source: RefSeq, a predicted model, not a curated record
AACAGAAGAUAAAUAAAAUCUUUUUAAUUAGAAACAAUUAGAUGUAGACAUAACUUGAAAAUAAUUCUAUUGUGAAUUUUGUAGAUUAAUUUUAUCACUUGACUAUAAUAUAUUACAUUGUUUAGAGAUCAUUCAAGAAGUUAACAGCAAAAGAUUGUUUUCCCAUUGAUGAAUAAACCUUUGGUUUUCAAUUAUCUUAAAAUCCUUUUUCAAUUAGCAUAGCUCUUAAGAGACAAAUUUGCCAUUGUACAUGUUAUACUUUCUUAUAUAGGUAUCAAGCUAGCUUAGUGACAAUCUUUAGUAAAAUUGUGCUGUAACUAAGGAAUUUAGAUCUGUUGGGUACUUCUGUGAUACCAUGCAUUUUGUGUUAACGUAUUUUAACAAAAAGAAACUUUAACAAUUCAACUUAAAAAGCAGCUAUUGAAUAUUAUUUUCUAGCUAUUUACACCCUUUUAAAAAUACUGCUAACAAUAAUAGUGCCUUAAUAAUAUUUUAUGAAGCACUGCCUUGCUUGCACUUGUUAUUAAUCAUACAUUUUAGGCCCUUAUGAAUAAAUACCUUACUUGAGAUAGCAUUCAUCAUAGAAGAACUUUAAAAUUUUGAAAAGCAUGCCAUAUUAGAGUAAGAAUAACAAGUUGUUUAUAGUACUUUCUGUAGAGUAAUUAGCUUAGAAAACUUCAGGGUUUCCGGUUACUUGGUUAUUUUUCCACCUAGAAGAGUAGUAAAAAGACAGUGCUAGCCGUGGUUUGGUUUGAACAGACCAACAGCAGAGAUGAGAUGAGGAGACUGGAAAGUAAAUGCCAGUAGUAUUGGUGAAUUUUAGGAGCUUUCGUUUGAAGAGUUAUCCUUCGUUGAUUAGGGGAUGACAGUGCAUGUGACCAAUGAAUUACCAACUUUAAAGGUGGUCACAGAAUUAGGGCUUAUAAAUGGACUUCUUUCAGAUGACAUUUUUCUUUGUGAGACCUGAUCAGGAAAAUAAGUACAGCUUUCAUUUCUUGAUUGUCCCUGUUAAUAAUAUCUUAGAGUUUCAGUAAUAAUUAGCUUGCUUUCAAAUAUCUGGACUUAGACAGUCUUAGCCUUUGGCCUCUCAAGGGCUCUAAAUCUCUAUGCACAAUUUUGUGUUUUCAUUUUGGUGUGGAAAAUCUUUGUAAAUUUUAUCCUACUGUCAGAGUAGUCAUAGGAUCAUAAAAGGAUAAAGAAGCCUGAUCUAGAUCUUUGCUGCUGCUUCUCCAGAGAAUCUUUUCAGAGAGAAAUAAAUACGAGUUGAAUAUUUUUCAAGGCUAACAUUUUCUGAAACUUUGAGAAGAAAAAAUUUUCUAACAUUGUGAACAGAUAAAGUAGCUAUUUUAUUAAAUGCUUUGAUUUUGAUUGAGGUAGUUUUUUUUGAAAACACGGGAAUCUUAAUUUGGAAUUAGGCAAAGAUUGUUUAACAGUUGGUGAGUUUAAGUUAAGUGACCUUCAGCCGGGCGCGGUGGCUCACGCUUGUAAUCCCAGCACUUUGGGAGGCCGAGGCGGGCGGAUCACGAGGUCACGAGAUCGAGACCACGGUGAAACCCCGUCUCUACUAAAAAAUACAAAAAAUUAGCUGGGCGCGGUGGCGGGCGCCUGUAGUCCCAGCUAUUCGGAGGCUGAGGCAGGAGAAUGGCGUGAACCCGGGAGGCGGAGCUUGCAGUGAGCCGAGAUUGCGCCACUGCACUCCAGCCCGGGCGACAGAGCGAGACUCUGUCUCAAAAAAAAACAAAACAAACAAAAAAAGUUAAGUGACCUUCAAAUUUUAGCAAUUUCAUGAUUUACAAAUCAUGGGUUAUAAUUUUUUCUCUUAAAUAUAUUUCUGUGUCAUAUUUUUAGUCUGUAGAUUUUCUUAUGGUCCCAUGAUUAUUGAUGUAUACUUUUUUUUUCUUGGUAAGACCUUUAAGUUUUACGAUUUUCAAUUGAGAUAAUGUAUAAUGUUUGAGUUUUAGGCUAUAUAAGGAAUUAGCUUUCCUACAUUUAAAGGAAUCAUUUGGCAGUCAGUAGCAUAUUUUCCUGAUUUUUUGUUGUUAAAGGAGAUAAGUUGAUAACUGUAUGUUGAAGGGUUCUCAUGAUAUUCUCUGAAAAGUGAAAAUAUCAGUGCUUGAUUUAUAGAUGUGUAAUAAACAGUGGUCUGUAAAAGCAUUUAGUAUAAAAAAUAUGGUGCUUUCCCUUAUAUACAGCCUAUAAACUCUUCCUGUUCCUUGAGUUUAGGGUAGACUCACAAAUUACAGCGUAGAAGAGUCAGCUACCAGAUUAAAUGCAUGCGUACCAUACAGAUAAUUUAUUAAGUAUUUCUGCAUAUUGAGCAUUGACUUACAUUGAUUUUCCCUUUUCACCACCAAGUCUUUGUCAUUUUGACCCUGAACACUUAAUAAAUCACUCAGAUUGAUCUAAAAUAUGCUUAUGUAUACUUUAAUAGAAAAUUACAUUGCAUGGCUUUCUGACUUGGGUUUUUGUUAUAAAAGUGCCUGUUUUGUUCAUGUGUCCUGAGAGAGCAAGCAUUGUGACAUACCUGACUAACUUAAAAGCAGAUUGCCUGUGAAGCACAAUUUGAGUCCAAUUUUUUGAGGUAUGGAGUUUUAGCUAUCAUGGCUGGGUUUUUACUCAAUCUCAAAUAAUAGGGCUCUGGUUAUUUUGCAGAGUGUCUCUGAAGAAUGGACAGAAUUGCCCUGGCUAACUACAAGCUACGGUUCACAGUGGAUAAAUAGAUGCCCGAGUGGUAAAAGACAUGGCAACAGGAAAGUCUAAGGGAUAUGGCUUUGUCUCCUUUUUCAACAAAUGGGAUGCUGAAAACGCCAUUCAACAGAUGGGUGGCCAGUGGCUUGGUGGAAGACAAAUCAGAACUAACUGGGCAACCCGAAAGCCUCCCGCUCCAAAGAGUACAUAUGAGUCAAAUACCAAACAGCUAUCAUAUGAUGAGGUUGUAAAUCAGUCUAGUCCAAGCAACUGUACUGUAUACUGUGGAGGUGUUACUUCUGGGCUAACAGAACAACUAAUGCGUCAGACUUUUUCACCAUUUGGACAAAUAAUGGAAAUUCGAGUAUUUCCAGAUAAAGGAUAUUCAUUUGUUCGGUUCAAUUCCCAUGAAAGUGCAGCACAUGCAAUUGUUUCUGUUAAUGGUACUACCAUUGAAGGUCAUGUUGUGAAAUGCUAUUGGGGCAAAGAAACUCUUGAUAUGAUAAAUCCCGUGCAACAGCAGAAUCAAAUUGGAUAUCCCCAGCCUUAUGGCCAGUGGGGCCAGUGGUAUGGAAAUGCACAACAAAUUGGCCAGUAUAUGCCUAAUGGUUGGCAAGUUCCUGCGUAUGGAAUGUAUGGCCAGGCAUGGAACCAGCAAGGAUUUAAUCAGACACAGUCUUCUGCACCAUGGAUGGGACCAAAUUAUGGAGUGCAACCACCUCAAGGGCAAAAUGGCAGCAUGUUGCCCAAUCAGCCUUCUGGGUAUCGAGUGGCAGGGUAUGAAACCCAGUGAAAAAGGACUCCAGAAUCUAAAGCCAGUGGCUUGAGGCUACAGGGAGUGUAGUAAAGCCGUUGUUUACUUAAAGAUUUAUCAAAUCAGUCAGUGCAAAUGUCAGAUACAAUGUAUUUAUUUAAAAGAUUCAUUUUUAAUCAUGAAAUUACUUAUCAUCCACAUUGUUUUAAAAAGAAACAAGAUGCUGGAUGUCUGCCAAUUUUUGCCUUCAUUACCUUUUUUGAUAAAGUUUCUCAGAUCCUUGUUUCAAACACAAAUGCAGGGAUUGCUGCCACUUUUUAACUAUUAAGAGGCAGAAAAUUGCACAAUAUUGAACUUUUUUCCACUGAAGUAGUGUGCAGUUCUAGUUUGCAUUCCUGAUAUGAUUUAAAACAUGUAAUAUAAAGAUGUUAAAAAAAAAAAACCAAAACUGUGCAGAGUCUAGAAGUUCUUUGUCAUCUUCAGCUUGUGCACAAUUCUGUUUUAGGUUAAAAAAACAAAAGGCAUUGUUUGAGCUGUCCCAUCUCCACUGUUAUCCCUUUGGGAUUUUUUAAUAUAAAUUAUUAGUUUACAUCAUUUUUGUAUCUACAUCUUUUUUCACAAAUUUGUCUUGCCUUAUUAAAGUUCUGUAAAAUAUACUUAAAUGGAAAAAAUGAUGUUCAUUUAGAUUGAAAACUUUUCUCAGAUGGAUUGAUAAUUGCAUUCAUCUUGUGUUUUAUAUGAGAAGGUGCCUCAAGAAUUUCCUGUUGGAUUUGUUUAAAAGGAUUUUUAUCUUUCGUGAUAAACUUUGCUGUGUACCAGGAACUAUAAAAACAAAAACUUGUUACUAAAGAAAAUAUCUGAAAUGUGAUAAGUUCUUAUGCCAUGUUAAUUUCAUGUGUCAACUUCAACAUUUACAUGUAUUAUUUCAUUAUGUAAAAUGUUUUAGCAAUUUAAUAUUUUGCACAGUUAGCAAACUUUGUAUGUCAUUUCCUUCAAGGCAUCAUGCAGAGUUGACAUGAGAUUUAUAAGGUUUUAAGUUGUUUGCAUGUGAAAAUCAAAUACAUACUUUGGUAGUCUUUGAAUACAAAGUCAUCUGCUCUUGUUUUUCAAGAAUUUUGAGACGCAAAGUUGUAUGUAAAGGAAUAUAUUAAUUUGCCGUUUUCUAGGUAGAUUUGCUCAAAAAGAGUGAAUCAACUUAAUAUGUACAAAUGAUAGCUGUGAAACUGUAGAAUAUCUUUGUGUCAGGCUUGGAGUUCAUUGUGACCUCCAAAUUUUGCCUGAAGGACCAGUUGGGCAAAGCAUUUUUUAAAUGUUCAGAGGCCAAAAGAUAAACAAAAAAAAAAAACCUUAAAAUCCUACCUCUUUAAACAGCCUUCGAAUAAGAGAAUCCUCAGUGCAAUCAUUAUUUUGAUUCUUUUGGUACCUGUUUUCCUGGAGUUCCCGAUUUUAUUAUUUUGGGGUGGCUCCAAGCAUUAAGAAGUUUAAUCUUUGUUGGCAUUGUUCUAGUUUUGAAAUUUCUAGUAUAUUUCAGAGUCUCUUAGAAGACUUGUGUGGGAAGUUUCACUUUGUUUUCAGUGAAGGUCACAAACCUCCUUCUUCCUUGACUCAGAGAGGAAAGGUCCCAGUAUACAUAUUUGAAUGGUUGAUGGUUUUCAAGACCUUCAGAGAGCUCCCUGCAUUUUACCUAGAAACAGAAAAGGCCUGCAAAAUCUUAAGUUUCCUGGCCUGCAUUUCCCGGGUAGGGGCAAAUGACUCCAAGCUGGUCUCUGAGCCAAUACCCUUGUAAACCAGAGCCCAGGAAAGACAGCUCGAGUGUAUAAUUCUCUGGAGCUCAAUUCUAUGCAGUUGUGCUGAUAUUUCAUUAAGUCACUGUGUAUUUUUAAGUGUUGAUACAUUAAAAGUCGCUUUAUGGAAGAUGAGUAAAUUUUUUAAAUACUUGGAAAUUUUAUUUCCUUGUUAACUUCUACAGAUCAGGGCAUGCAACCAAAAGCAGCUUAAAUUAAAUAUUUAAAAAAAAUAAAAUAUCAGGAAGCUAUUUUUAGAUUUCUUCUGGCUUAUGUUUCUACUUUAGGACCCUCAUUUUUCUCUUAUUAAAAAAAUUAUUUCCUGUACAUCUCAUGGACUGCAGGGUAAAUUAUUUGGGCAUAAAUAAUUUAAAUAGUUUUCUUUCAUUCUGACUAUCUCCAGUAAUAGCAGUUUUUAUUAUCCAGCAUAUUGGCUUAUUGCACAAAUCUUAAAAUGUACAUUGACUACUUUUUGAGAAGAAAGUGGUAUCAGUACUUAAGAUGAAAAGGUGACUACUGAACAAAUUCACAUUUCAGGAACACCUCUAUCUUUGGUUUAAGUCUUACUCUUAGUUUUUCAGUCUAAAAAUCAUACUGGUAUUAGUAUCAGGUAAGGAAAUUAAAGUUUUUAAAAUGGUUUCAUGCGCUGCAAUAUGCAAAAUUUAGAUUUUACUUUCUGGUACUGUAAAGAACCUGAAGUGAUUCACACUUAAUAGGUGAUUAAUCCAGUAUUCUUUACCCUGAAUGUUUGGAUAUUAAAGUUCCUUUAUGUUUUCUAUAA